AUGUCGCGCUGGGUACUUGCGAUCGUGCAUCCUCUCCCCAAGCAGCACCCAGUCGGCGUGCACUGGGGCAAGCACUGGAAAGCCGUGCAGCCACACAAAGGCGCCCUCCAUCCACCAAAUCGCGGCCGCUUGCGAUCUGAGUGGUGGCACGUACCGCCCCGCCUCUUUGAAGAGGACCCCUACCGGGGCUGCAUCCCUUUUGCCGUCGUCCGUUGCCCUUAUGCUCGCGCCAUCAGCGAGUUCCGGUGCCGGUGGAAGGGCUACGCCGCCCCCGCCCGGGACGAAGACCGACGCAGGCGCCGCCUCGGCGCCACCGCGCAGGAGCUGAACUCCUGGCUGCAGGACAAGUUGACGAAAGGUGCUGCCCGCCCGCCCUUUCGGAACGGCCACUUCAUUCCGCAGCACUUGUACAUCUACGACGCGAAGGGCGAGCGCUACGUGGCCGAGGAGAACAUGCUACGCUUCGAGCGGCUGAGCGAAGAACUCGAGGCAUUGGGCCGGCGUUUUGCUGUGCACUUGCCGACGCUCCCGCACACCAACGAGUCCGAAAUGCCGAGGUUCUCCGUGGAAGACCUCACCCUAAACACCCGACGUCUCAUCGAGUCUGAGUUUGCCGAAGACUUCGACCUGAUUUACGUUGCUGCCUUGACACCAGGUCAGAUGGCCUUGAGACCAAUCAGGGUACUCAAGCAGCUGGACCAUCCCAACAUUUGCAAACUCUAUGAAGUUUUCGAAGACAAGGACUCCAUCUACAUCGUGAUGGACUUGUGCCACGGCGGCGAGCUUUUUGACCGCAUUGCCGAGGGCGCCCUGGGUGAUGAAGCCCAGGUGGCGAAGCUAAUCCGACAACUGGCUCGGGCGUUACGGUACUGCCACGACCGGGGCAUUAUCCACCGUGACAUCAAGCCUGAGAACAUUCUUUUUGUUUCUUCGCAUGCCGAAGCACCAGCAAAGCUGAUCGACUUCGGUAUUGCCUGCCACUUCAAACAGACGGCGACGCUCCGCAGCCGGGGCGGCACUGAGGCGUAUGAGGCGCCAGAGGUGCAGUCGGAGAACUACUCCGAGAAGUGUGACAUGUGGUCACUGGGAGUCCUUCUUUACGCGAUGCUCAGCGGCGAGAUGCCCUUCAAGUCAACUUCGGAUGCCAGGACCGGUACAUUCACAAUGUCCGGUGAGGUCUGGGACAAGGUCUCCCCCCAGCCGCAGGAGCUGAUCCGUCGACUCCUGGUUCCAGACCCGACUCUCCGCCUCUCUGCGGAAGAGGUCUUGAUACACCCCUGGGUCAGGGACACCGAAGAGGCGGAGGUCAUGCCAGCACAGGUGGCCGCGCGGUUGAAGCGCUAUCAAAGCACGUCGUACUUUCGGAGGAUACUCCUGAUGGUUGUCGCGCGGCAUCUGGGUGCAAACGACCUGCCCGAGAUCUACGACGCGUUCAAGGCCAGCGACACGAAUGGCGACGGCUCCUUGUCCCUGGAGGAAUUCCGCCUGAGCUUGGCCCAAGUGCCCAGGGACACACCGGACUUCAAACGGGACAGCUUCGGAGACUUGGCAGAUCUGUUCGAGGCACUGGAUGCUGAUGGCAGCGGUGCGAUCGACUACAGUGAGUUCAUGGCUGCGGCAAUCGACCGCAAGAUCCUGUUCCGCGAGGAUUUGUGCCUUCAGGUGUUUCGGGCCCUCGACCGGGAUUCCAGCGGCAAGAUCUCGAUCCACGAGCUGUUCCAGCUCCUCAAGGAUGCAGAUCCGGAGGACUUGCUUGGCACGGAGCUUCGAGACGAG
Molecule: messenger RNA, 1776 nt
Organism: Symbiodinium natans
Lineage: Eukaryota; Dinophyceae; Suessiales; Symbiodiniaceae
Source: the annotation of a GenBank genome assembly